Messenger RNA from Orussus abietinus, 1870 nucleotides. Its product is annotated as CXXC-type zinc finger protein 1. Gene Ontology annotation, molecular function: DNA binding; zinc ion binding. The record is from RefSeq and is a predicted model, not a curated record. The transcript is spliced from 6 exons. Lineage: Eukaryota; Metazoa; Arthropoda; Insecta; Hymenoptera; Orussidae. Gene Ontology annotation, biological process: positive regulation of DNA-templated transcription. Bases 125 to 1678 code for a protein of 517 amino acids. Gene Ontology annotation, cellular component: Set1C/COMPASS complex.
ACAGGCAUGUGCAUACAGCAGCUGAUAUUGUUGGUAUCACGUUUAUAAGGUAGUAAAUGAAAGCAGUCAUUAAUUAAAAGAAGAUUGCCAUUUGCGGUUCUUUAUCAUUCUUAUAAUCGCUGAAAUGGGUGACAAAUUGCGACAUGGAUUAUCGAAAGAAGAGAUUGCUAAACAAUUUAUGCUACCCGAGAGGAAGAGCAAAAUUGCUACACUACUGAAACAAGAUGGUCAGGCAUAUUGUAUUUGCCGGAGUUCCGAUAGCUCUCGUUUCAUGAUAGGAUGUGACGCUUGCGAAGAAUGGUACCACGGGGAUUGCAUAAAUAUAACGGAGAAAGAGGCAAAACACAUCAAGCAGUUCUUUUGUGUUCGUUGUCGAGAAGAAGAUCCAACCUUGAUUACGAGGUAUAAGCCAAAACGUACAGAUCAAGAUGACCGUAAACAUAAGAAAUAUAAAGAGAAAGAAAGCAGUCAUAGAUAUGAAUACGAUGCCCCGUGGGAUCCUGCUGCAAUGAAAAAAUCUUCCAAGUAUUGUGGAGAGUGUUCAGGAUGUAUUCGAACAGAAAACUGUGGGAAAUGCGAUGCGUGCAGGCAUCUUAAAAAAUUUGGGCCAUCGGUAAGAUUAAAACUUCGAUGUGUUCAACGGAUGUGCAGAGCACUGGGAGCUCCUCUGAAACCUACAAAAUCUUUUAACAGACCGACAAAGCCUAGUAGAAAACGAAAACGAGACUCGAGCAAUGAAAGGAGCGAACACCUCGAACCUCCGAGACAAUGUUACGGUCCUGCUUGUACAAAGCAAUCUCGGCCAGGUAGCAAAUAUUGUUCCGACGAGUGUGGUAUGAAACUAGCCACAAACAGAAUUUACCAAGUACUACCGCAACGGAUUCAGGAGUGGUCAUUGACACCAUGUGUUGCGGAACAAAAUAAUAGAAGAGCUUUAGAAUCGGUUCGAAAGCAGCAGAACGACGUUAGACGAAUUCUCCAUGAACUGGAUAAACGUCAUUUAGAGUUAGAUAGGAUCGUUGAACGUGCUAAACAUGCUGUAAUCGAUUCUAAAGCUGAAAUUGACGAUAACGAUGAUGCAGAGAUGAGCAUGUACUGCAUUACGUGCGGCCAUGAGAUUCAUUCUAGAACUGCUAUUAAGCACAUGGAAAAGUGUUUCAAUAAGUAUGAAUCGCAAGCUUCCUUUGGUUCUAUUUUUAAAACUCGAAUCGAGGGACAGGUGAUGUUCUGCGACUUCUAUAAUCCAGUUAACCGGACCUACUGCAAAAGGCUACGGGUGCUGUGUCCUGAACAUUGUAAGGACCCAAAAGUAAGCGAUACCGAAGUGUGCGGCUGUCCACUCGUAACAAACGUGUUUGACAGUACUGGGGAAUUUUGUCGAGCACCAAAGAAAGUAUGCGUUAAACACUAUGUUUGGGAGAAGUUGAGACGAGCCGAAAUAGAUAUGGAGAGAGUUCGUCAGUGGCUUAAAAUUGACGAGCUGGUCGAACAGGAGAGACAAAUAAGAUCGAACAUGGCUACCAGAGCUGGAGUUUUGGCCCUCAUGUUGCAUUCUACAUACAAUCAUGAACUCAUGGAACAGAUGACACAAGAACAAAACAGAGAACAAAUGGCUGCAAUGGAGGAAGAACUUCAGCGAAGAUACAACGUACAUCCUAAAGAUCAAACCGAUUGUUAAAAAGUCUCGAGGACAAUAGUGCCGAUUGGACUAAACGUUUCAUUAGACAUAAGGUUAAGUUAAUGAUACGAGUGAUGUAGGUAGUUCAAAUUACUGAAAAACAUGUAAAUACGUGUUUUAUAUAUAUACUAUAAUUUGUACAAGUACCCUGCCACGUUAUUGUAUUAUAUGACUAUUUUGUACCGUUUAAAA